Molecule: messenger RNA, 2380 nt
Organism: Symbiodinium sp. CCMP2456
Lineage: Eukaryota; Dinophyceae; Suessiales; Symbiodiniaceae
Source: the annotation of a GenBank genome assembly
GCAGAACCAAGGCGGCUCCGUCGCAGAUGCCAUCGGGGAAGCAGACUCCGUUUGUGCCCUCUCGGUGCGCGAUGCGUCACAGGAGUUUGCCUUUGGUGCCGUUUGGUCCCAACUCUGGGCCUUCCUCGGGUGGUACAAUGCGAUGCAACUCGUGAUCAUCCCUUGGGUUUGCCUCUGGAUGUUCUCCAGCUCAGUCUUGGGCAUGGCGCGGUUUGCACGCUUCCAGUAUCAGAUCUUCCGCAUUAGCAUCGACACCUUGCUGCUCAUGUUCCUCUCGGUUGCCAUCCAGGUGGAAGACUGGUUCACCUUGGGGACCCAGUACCUCCAAUGUUGCAUGAGCAAGGCCGUGCGGAAGCGCUACAGGCUGGAGAGAGACCUCCGACGCGCGCAGACCUUCUCGGACUAUCAGAAGGCAGAAGCAUCUCUGGAGCGAUUUCGCAGUAAGCUCUCUGACGACAGCUGCGGCCGCCUCUGCCGGCGGCCCAGCACUGGCCGCCUUUCGAAGGGGUGCAGCUUUCUGGAGCAUCUGGGGGUGCUGAAGCAAGAGCUUGAGAAAGCCCUGGCCGCAGACACCUCUUCGAAACAAGAUCUCUCGCUCAUUGAGCCGCUUCUGGUGGAUCAGCCCGGUGGCGUGGAGUGGAGCCGUGUGCCCAACUCGGAGGAGUAUUUGAAGAAACUUUGUCACUGCUUGGAGGCGAUGUGCGACAAGCGAGUGGCAGCUGGCGAAGCCUUUGGAGCGUCAGAGCUGAGGCUUGCAGAUUGGCUCAUCGACCGGCAGAAGGCCAUUGGCCGCACGGCCCUGUGCCUCAGUGGCGGAGGAUCGCUGGCCAUGUAUCACAUGGGAGUCUGCCGCUUCCUCCUCGAGGAGGAGACGGAAAAAGCCAAGAAGACAAAAGCCAAAGAUUCAUGGAUCCUCUUCGUUCUCAUUUGUCUCAACUUCUUUUCGUGCCAGUUUGGCCACGGCUCCAACAUCGGGGUGGCUGUGUCACUCCCAGGGAACUCGAAGGCCAUGAACUUGGCACUCGGAUCGUGGGUGAUGGUUGGCGUUUGCUUGGGCCUCCCUCUUACACCAUGGGCCUGCCGGACCUUCGGGGAGUUCAAUGUCGUCAUCGUGUGCACCAUCCUUGAUGUCAUCGCAAUGUUGCUCAUGACCGUGCCUGGCAUCACAAUCCACCAAAUCUACGCAGUCCGCUUCCUCGUGGGCUUUUUUGAGGCGCCCUUUCUUCCCUACUUGCAGAAGUGGCUCUCUAAGCAUGGGUGCAACAACUGGAACCUCAUGAAUACGACCUUACAUGCGAUGGUGCCUCUUGGUGAGAACGUGGGCUUCAUUGUUGCCCAGGAGUUGGUAAAUUCUGGUGUCCACUGGAAGUGGGCUUUUGUUGGGCAAGCCGCCGUUUUCGGUGGCACGGCCCUGUUGUGCUUGGCCUACGGUGGACGUCAGUACUUGGAGCUUUCAGACGAUCGCACGGACAGUGAGGAGGAUCUUGAUAAGCCGACAGGUGAAGUGGAGUACCCAAGCACCGAGCGUUGGGGUGUCUACUGGGCGACCAAUGUGUCCCUGGCAGCACAACUCGGUUUUCUCGGUGGGUGCAAGUACGUCAUUCGGGACUACGCUACCUCGCGCGGCUUUGGCCUACACCUCGUCCUAUGCACCUUCUCGCUCAUUGCCUUGAUCGGACCAGCCCUUGGUGGCAGCAUUGCCAUGUCCGGGAGCGUGGUGCAGCCGGACAAAUGGAGUCAGCACCGGAGGACCCUGAUCUUCCUCGCGUCCGUCUCCAGCAUGGCCGCAAUCCUCGCAUCCAUUCUCCCCUAUGUCUCAAGCACCUUCUUUUGGCCGGCCUUGUUCCUAACUUUCUGCAUCGCCGGCGGCGUCUACCCGGCAGCGCAGGGGAUCAUCCAAAUCGCGCUGACCAGGAGCCGCGUGAUCGAAGCCUCCGUCUAUCAAGUGCAGUGCAACAACCUCCUCUUCGCAAUGCCCAUGCCCUACGGCAUUGGAAUUGCCAUGGACUCAUGGAGCAUCGGAGCCUCAUUCCGCCUCGUGGCCCUCUUCCAGGUGAUGGCCGCAGCAGGCUUCUCUUUGGCCGUACUGUCGGCGGAUUGGGGUGAGCAGCGCAGCACGUGGAAUCGGCUGACAUCCCCGACGCAAGACACAGCAAGCCUCCUUGAGGAGGGAAAAUCGCCCAAUGUGGAGCUCACGAAUGUCUCCGACACAGUCGCGAAGGAAGGGCUGAUGCCAAAGAUCGUCAGCGGGGUGUCGGGCGGCUCGAUUGUCGCCGGAUUCCUGGCCAUCCACACGAAUGAGGAGAUCUUGGACCAUGUUUUUGUGCCGGGCAUUGUGCGUCGGCAUUUGCCUCAUCGAUGGUUCCCUCACUGGUGGCAG